AUGGCUGUUGCUUCAAGUGAAUUAUCCAAUGUUCGUUCAUCUGUCAUAUUUGAAAUAUUUCUAACUAUAAAUCGUUGGUGUUUAUUAGUUUGGUUACUUAUUGAAUCUCUUAGUUUUGUUUAUAAAAAUGCAACAAUUAUAUAUCCUAAUCAAGGUUAUUUCGCUGGCGAAGUAAUCUUAAUGCUUGCUGUAUUUUUUGUCGAUCUAUUUCGUAUAUUACUUGGAUCAAUAUCAAAUCGAACUGAAAGUAUUCUUCUUUCCGCAUUUACGAUUAUAUUAACAAUUGCCGUCUUUUUUGGAUAUUUAUAUUUUAUCUUAUGGCAAUUAUUUGUUAUACGAGCAGAAUUAAUUAUGACAAUAAUUGCAUUAAUUUUUACUGGAAGUGAAAUCAUAUUUUUAAUUUUAUGUAUUGUAUUUUUUGCACGACCAUCACCCAUACCAACAAUUUAUCGGCAUUUACCAUAUCAAGCAUCGCUAUAA
Messenger RNA from Adineta steineri, 480 nucleotides. NCBI's taxonomy places the organism in Eukaryota, Metazoa, Rotifera, Eurotatoria, Adinetida, Adinetidae. The record is from the annotation of a GenBank genome assembly.